Messenger RNA from Penicillium cosmopolitanum, 1512 nucleotides. Its product is annotated as CFEM domain-containing protein. Lineage: Eukaryota; Fungi; Ascomycota; Eurotiomycetes; Eurotiales; Aspergillaceae. Bases 1 to 1512 code for a protein of 503 amino acids. The record is from RefSeq and is a predicted model, not a curated record. The transcript has 3 exons.
AUGAAGACAGUUGCUGUAUUGUCGAUGUUGAGCGCCAGUGUGCUUGCUCAUCCUUCUGGGCUUUGGUGGGGUACAGACACCUGCUACCCAAGCCCCGAGAAUACCGACAACUCGUGCCUGGAGCCCCAGAGAGAUGGGUUUAAAUGGUCCGAUCUUGCUGAUGGGGAUAAUUGGAGCUACGAAGGCUUCAACUUCGUCGGAUUUUCGCCAAGGGACGUUUGUAAUGCUUCCAAUGGCAAGUGUAUCGAGGCAAAGCUUUCUCGGGACGACGGCUAUGCUGUCAGGAUCGAGGCAACCGAAGCCCCGUUCUCUGUUGAAAAGUUUCACCUUUCUACAUCCCGUGAGACUCUGCUCAGGUUGAACUACGAAAUGGCAGAUGGCUCCACCUGCCACGAGCUCGCGUCUAGUUCACCAGACGGGGUCGAUGUUGUCAACCAGCAGUGUGGUGGCGCUGUUGCUGUCGAGUUCACACUUCCUGAAGACAGCAAGUUUGGUGAAUGUGAUUUGAACAUCCACGAGAUUAGCUUUGAUUGCUCGGACGGCUCGAAGCCUCCCGGGGAUCUUCCCCCACCUAGCUCGAAGCCCCAUCCACCUCAUGUUUCUACCAAGACGGUUAUCCUGUCAGCUCCUGUCACUUUCACCUCCACCAUCACCAAGUCAGUGGUCACACAUGAAGUUUCGACUGUGUGGACAACUGCGGAAGUCACUGAGACUCACUGCCCUGCUACGGCCACUUACUGUCCUGGACAUUCUACUGUUACUUCCACUUACACCAGGUCGACAACAUUCUAUCCCACUUCAUGGGAGAUUGCGACACCCAGCUUAGUUUCAAGCUCUAUCAGCACGGCCACUGCUACUCCAGAUUCGUCUGUCGUUCCUGCACCCUGCCCUGAGGUUGUUCCUAAGUGCAUCAAUACCUGGCUCUCCAUCCCAAAGUGCGACUCUAACAGUGAUGCCGCUUGCUUCUGCCCAUCAUCUGAAUUCACCGGAAAUGUGGACAGCUGCAUUCACGCUUGGGCGAAGUCGGACCAGGAGCGGGACUCCGCCCUUUCGUAUUUUGCAGGAAUCUGCGCCCCUUACGUGCCGCAGAACCCUGGCCUGAUUGAUAUCGUCCCUACCAGCACUUCUUCAGCCAGCCAGACUUCUCAAGUGAUGACCUCGAUGCAGUCAAUUACUCCGGCAGUAACUGACUCUCAUACCACUCCCUGUACAACGGUCACUUGGUCCACUCAAACGGUCACUGUUCCUCGAGUUGAAUUUACAACAAUCCCCAUGGGAUCCACCACAUCGGUGUGCUUGGUCGCUGCGACUGUCACGCCGACUGGCUAUAGCUCUUCUGCCAAAACCAGCUGCUCAUCGUUCAAAACUAUUACGACUGUCAUUCCUUGCGCAUGCGAAACCUCUGACGUUACUACAACGGCAGUUUCGUCUCCCACCGAGACACCUCCCAUUCCAACGCUGGUUCCAAGUCAUUUACCAACAACGCCCUUGCUGUCGGAGCUGCUCUGCUGA